Molecule: messenger RNA, 4832 nt
Organism: Ostrinia furnacalis (Asian corn borer)
Lineage: Eukaryota; Metazoa; Arthropoda; Insecta; Lepidoptera; Crambidae
Gene: Mk
Product: mevalonate kinase
Exons: 9
Coding region: 466-1695 (409 amino acids)
Biological process (GO): isopentenyl diphosphate biosynthetic process, mevalonate pathway; cholesterol biosynthetic process; isoprenoid biosynthetic process
Cellular component (GO): cytoplasm; cytosol
Molecular function (GO): mevalonate kinase activity; ATP binding
Source: RefSeq, a predicted model, not a curated record
UCCGAGUCGGAGUCAGUUGGCGCGCUUGCCCUCGUCCGAGCCAGCCGCCCAUUUCGAUCGCGCCACAGAUAAUAAAUAUCUCGCGGAUAUAUUCAAACUUUUUGAAACAAAAAAGUUUUUGCUAAUAAAAACGUGUUUAACUCAGUGACUGUGUGUGCAGUGUACCUACGGUUUUGUUUUUAUUAGUACAAACAUUUUCAACUCCAUAUCAGGAGGUGACAGAUGAGAGCGACGGGUGUGGCGCCAAGUUCUCAGUGCUCGUUGUGUCAGACAAGUUCCAGGGAAAGCCGCUUCUUGCCCGACACAGACUGGUGAACUCAGUGCUUCAGGAAGAACUGAAAACCAUCCACGCGUUCACACAGAAAACCCUGACGGUCGAGCAAUGGAAGUCGCAGUCGUAAAAUUGUAGAAACCAUUAUAAAAUGAUAUAGUACCUCCGUAGUUUUUCUUCAAUCCUAUACCAAAAUGUUCAACGGGAUGGAUAAUUUGUAUACCGUGAGUGUGUCGGCGCCGGGGAAGGUGAUCCUGCAUGGGGAGCAUGCCGUGGUCUAUGGGAAGACCGCCAUAGCCGUUAGUUUGGGCAUGAGGAGUUCCAUCGUGAUCAAGGAGAUCAACACAGUGAAGGACCCCGCCGUGUACAUCCACAUGCCAAGCGUGGACCUCCAGGAGGUGAUCCCACUAGCCCCCACCGUGAAGGCUCUCUUCUGCCCGCGUCUCCUCCCAGGCAUCACUGGGAAGUUCUCUUGGCGGCUACCAGACAAACUCGACCAUGACCUCCACUUAAAACGAGUCGAGGAAUUCCUCCACAUCAUCAAGCCUAACUUCGACACGCUCCCGAGCAACCAAAAGAACUCCUUACGAAGCUUUUUAUACAUGUUUUCUGGAAUAUUCGGAAGCACGAACAUGCCCGUGAAGUCCAUGGACAUCUCUAUGGGCUCCGAGCUAACAAUUGGUGCAGGAACUGGUAGUUCAGCGUCCUUUGCUGUCUGCCUGGCGGGUGCCCUCAUACAGCUCCUCAAACUGAAGAGUUCCACCAACUACGAUGCGUUCUAUGAUGAGGACUUCACGAUGACUGAGAAGGAGACCAUUUCGGAGUGGGCUUAUAACUGUGAGAAGAUCAUGCACGAAACGCCUUCUGGGAUCGACAACGCAAUAUGCACCUUCGGCUCCCUCGUCUCCUUCAAGAAGGGCACCAAGCCCAGGGCCAUCGACGCGCGGCUCAACCUUCGGAUACUGCUCGUGGACACCAGGGUGACCCGGGAGACGCGCACCCUGGUCAUGAAGGUCGCUUCAGUCCGCCAGAGGAACAUGGCGGCCGUCGAUCACAUCCUGGAGGCGUGUGACCACGUCGCUAACACUGCCACACAGGUUUUGGUUAAACUCACUAGUGGCAAAUGCGAGAUAGACUCGGAGGCUGAAUACCAGCAUUUAGCAGAGCUUUGGGACAUGAACCACUGGCUUCUGGGCGCGCUGGGCGUGUCGCACCCCGCGCUCGAGACCAUCCGGGCGGCGGCACGAGCGCGCGGCCUCGCCUGCAAGCUCACCGGCGCUGGCGGCGGCGGUUACGCAAUGGUGCUUAUCCCACCGUCCACCCCCCGUAGCACCGUGGACUCGCUCUCAGGGCAGCUGCUAGAACUCGGCUUCCGCGUCACCGAGACACGUCUAGGCGGCGCCGGCGUCUCGCUAGAGAUGUGACCCGCGCCCCCUCACAAACGCCUCAAGGACUCCUAGCGGGGGCGGAUGGGAAUUCACCCGGGGGCAAAUGAAACUCUACAGGGAAUUUAAUAAAAAUUAUGAGACAUUUGGGACUCUAAAACCUUAGAGCGUUAAGAUUUAGUGGUGUACUGAAUCGUGCUUUACCAAAGACAGCUAUAGAUAUGCUGUUAAAAAUUCUGGAAAGAUAUUUCUGAGUAUCUCUGAAAUAAACUAAACCAAUGAGCGUUACGCCAAAAAGCUCGCGGUACAAAGGAUGUUACGGAAACACUGCACCCUGUUUUAAUGGUGUAUGUGUAUUAAAAAUGGGAUAUGUCUUGAAAGUUGCAUGAAUAUCCAAUGGAUGUGAAAAAAAACUGAAAAUGAAUGCAAUGUCCACCUGAAUUCGGACAUUUUAAGACUGAGAGUGAAAGUGUCAAUGUGUUAUAAAUAUUUGUGAUAAAAACUAUUCUGUUUUGGAACUCGUUAAGUUGGUGAAGGUGAAAAUUUUAAGUGAAAAAAGUGUUUCAAAGUACAUAACUGGACUGGUGUUCGUAAUGAAUUCGUAUUACAAUUUAUUGUUCGUAGUAAAAUGUUUAUAUUUAACUUUCCAACAUUUGUGUGUAAAUGAAGCUUCCUUUUUAAAAGCUGUAUAAGUGUUGUUGACAAAAAAUGCUGAUUUGUUUUGUAUGACACAAAGUUGUGUAGCAAAUACAUAAUUAUGCAUGUAUAGAUGUUGAAGCUCUAUCAUUGUUAAAUGUUAUUAUAUGUAGUAUUAAUUAUUGCCAUGUGACUGUACAGCCAGAUACAAAAUUUUGUUAUUUGAAUAAGACAUUUUUUGGAUAUGAAUACAUCUUUUUGUACCUGACUGUACGACAAAAACCACUGUUUGCUUUCGAAUUGAGCUAAAUGUUUGGCUUUGCUAUUGUCCCCACGGGUAUAAAUAUUGACCAGGGGAAUAUGGGAAUUCCCAUAAUCCCCCACUUUUACAAUUCUUAAGUAUUUAUGUAUGUGAACGUGUUUUAUUUGAAAUCGGCUCUAAAUAAAUUGAUUCUAAUAAAUUGCUACAUUGAGCCUUGAAUAAAGUAUUAAAUUAUGAAAUUGUAUCAAAAUUUUCUUUUUUUAAGAAAGGACAGAAAUCCGAUUUGAGUGAAGUAGAGAUUUGCGUAUUAAUUUUUAAACUCGUUGCGGAGAAACGGGGAAAAUCGGGCACGGUGACUAACACACAGUAUUCGCAUUAUUAUCUCUCUCUACCCCGCCUCACUCCGUAUCAAUGGUCAGGAAAACCCUCCUAUGACUUCGUUCGUUUCAGCCGAAAAACGUCCACUGGAGGACAAAGGAUGAUUUACUUCCACCCUAACUUAAUUCUAUUGAUAAACGUCUAGCUAAAUAUAAUUUUAUGUACGUUAGUUAUAAUUUUAGAGAGUACAUAUGCGAUUGUUUUUUGUUUAUAUUAUUUAUUUAUUAGUAUAAUGUUUCUUUCGGUUCAAAAUGGCGUCGAUUUUAUGAGUGUUUUUUGAUUUUCUAUUACAUUGAUAAAGUAUAGUUGAUACCGUUGCUCUUUAUAAAGUUAUUAACGAAUUGUGUAUAUUGAAGAUGAAAUAAUCAUGUUUAUUAUCACAAAUAAUCACACUUCUUGACUCCGAAAUCGUGAAAACUCAGUAUGCCUGGCACAUAUUUAUACAAUUUACCAAAAAUUGAAGCCCUUUUGAACCAUCUAUACAUACGGGUCGUAAUGAAAUGCUUGUAUGAAUAAUUGAUGAAGUGCGAACUCCAAAUAGUAAAUAAAAAGACGUGCUAUCCUUGUCUACUUGAUAGGAGAUCAUUCCACGCGUUGAGAAUGAGAAUUGAGAAAUGUUUUAGAAGUUAAGUAAGUUCGAAUCUUGGUUCUACUCGUACUUUGAUAUGAUAUUCAUCAAACCUCGUAUUUAUGUUGAACUAAAUGAUUUGGUUUUUAAUUGUAUUUUCAAUAGAAGAUCAUUAUUGUGUACAAUUUUAUUUGCAUGUAUUAUACUUUUUAAUGCAAACAUUGCUAAAAAGGUUUUUCUUCAUAUUAUUUUAUAAAUUCAAUGGAUUUUUUAAUAAAAUGUGUUCAUUUUGAGCAUUUAUCUUAUCGAAAUCAAUAAAUAUUUAUUGUAGUGUUAUUUAAACACUGCAUAUUAAAUGGAUUUCAAUAAGCAAUCGGUAAAAAUAGCAUUUUACAGCAAAAAUAUAAACAGAAAGUGAGAAAGUGGAUUCAUGCCAAUAUUUAUUAACUACAAAUAAAAAUCCAGACUUUUAACAAACAAAUUAAUUAUACUUAAUUCAAUCAAUUUAUUCAAUUUUUAAUUUAUGUAGACCAUUUUGCAUUAUCAAUAAAUAUAAAAUUAACUUGUGCGGACUGUAGUACAAGUAAAUGAUCUGUUUGAUCUUUUAUUUCCCUGUUUAAUUCUAUCGUUAGUUGUUAAAACCAUUCCAAAUGCCCUGCAUGCGAUUGUAAUUCCAUAGCCUUUAUUAUGAAACGACGAAUACAAAUCUACACAGUAUACGCAAAUGUAGUUGAAACGGAAGGAUCACUCCUCAAAUACAUUUAAAGAAAUGUUACUCUGCGUUAUAAAAUACAAAUAUGUUAGCUAGUGCUAAGAUCCUACCGAUAUUCAUCCAAAUGUGGUAAUAAACAUCCAACUUAAAAACAUAUUUUUGUGUGAAGAUGAAAUGAGAAAAUUCCCAUAUUCCCCCCCUUCGGGGGCAGAUGAGAAAUGACCACAAACCAAUAUUAGACUGAGCUUAAGUUUGAAUCUAAUUUUUAGCGUCGUUUUAUAAUACGGGCGUAUAAGUACCCGCGGUAUCGAAUAUUAAAAAUACUUCUGCAGGACAUGUUCGGAUAUGUCCAUCUCUCUCGCUCAAACGAGAUGCUGGCAUGUGCGACUGCGACAGAGAACCGUUAUCACGGUAACAGCGUUUUAGCGGGUUGUACAAUUUGUUGUGUAAAAACGAAACUGAUAAACGCCUAGCUCUAAGUAGAUAAUUGAGUUUAUAUGUAUUUAUGCAAUUUCCGCGCUCACAAUUAGGAUAAUGGGUGCUAAUCGAUUGUAGAAUUUGUUAAAUUAUGAAAGACUACUUGAGGUAACAAUAAAACUGAAUAAAUCUUCUAUUUUGAA